Molecule: messenger RNA, 722 nt
Organism: Penaeus indicus
Lineage: Eukaryota; Metazoa; Arthropoda; Malacostraca; Decapoda; Penaeidae
Exons: 3
Coding region: 158-571 (137 amino acids)
Source: RefSeq, a predicted model, not a curated record
UAAGACUUAUGUAUAAUUCCUUUACGUAUUUCCUCUCCUGGGAAUUCUGGUUUAAGGAUCAACUCCAGGUGGAAGUGGGCGUAUAUAAGACAGGGACGAGGACCAGGGGAAGUCAGUGUCCGUUUGGGGCAUCCUGGAGAGAGGACACCGCACAAGGAUGAAGCACGGUGUUUUCUUGGCGCUGCUUCUGGCCAUGGCGCUUGCUGGCCCGCUGCCCGACGCCGACCCAGCUGCCGUGCCCAGUGCCAACCCGGCUGCCGCGCCCGUGGCCAAAGCAGAGGCCGCGCCCGAGGCCAAAGCAGAGGCCGCGCCCGAGGCCGACCCGCACCGCAGGUGGAGGUACGGGCGCCGGCGCCACGGAUUCGGUGGAUAUGGCCUCGGGUUCGGCAUCGGAUUUGGCCACGGCGGAUAUGGCCAUGGGGGAUACGGCCACGGCGGAUUUGGCCAUGGGGGAUACGGCCACGGCGGAUAUGGCCACGGCGGAUAUGGUCAUGGUGGUUACGGCCACGGAUACGGCCAUGGACAUGGGCAUGGAUAUGGCUACCACAGGCCACACUACCACUAUGGGUAAUGAUAGUGAGCCGAUACAUAAUGACUUGACGCUGAGAUCGCAAUCACCUUCUACCGAGACGUCUUCCACAUGCCCUGGUGAAGGAAGGGGAUUUCCUCAACCACAAUUUAUUGUACAUGUCGUUAUGGCUGUAAUACACUAUCAAACUGGU